AUGCAGCCGUCCUCUGCCGUCUCCGGUGGUGAUACCACAACCACAACCACCGCGGCAUCAGCUACGAAUACCAACACAACCUCCUGGGCUCAGAGCCUUAUGAUCUCAAUUCGAGACCUUUUCACGCAAGAACCGAGCUCCGAACCCGAGUCGGAUGCUUUGGCUGGAUGGGUUGGUGUGCGAAAGGGCAGAGGGAGAUGCCGUUCCGUUGGGGAGGUUCACUGA
Penicillium manginii is the source of this 225-nucleotide messenger RNA. RefSeq lists its product as uncharacterized. The coding region runs from base 1 to 225 and encodes 74 amino acids. The transcript has a single exon. The record is from RefSeq and is a predicted model, not a curated record. Lineage: Eukaryota; Fungi; Ascomycota; Eurotiomycetes; Eurotiales; Aspergillaceae.